AUGAAAAAAAGCAAAAAAAGCAAUGGUAAUGAUAUACACUAUUCUACAAGAGAAAGAUUGAUACCUACAAGUGAUGCUAAGGUAACAUUAGGUCACGAUGUAGAACUACGAAAAGCACUUAUUCCUCUUAUAGUCGAUAUGAUACCAGGUUGGAAUGAUGUCUCUCAUGAAUCUCAUAUUCAAAUAGAGAGGGUCAGUGGAGCUCUUACAAACUGCGUGUUUUUCAUUACGAAGAAAUUACAACCACUUAAAAAAGUUGAAAAUGAAAAACCUCCUAAAAUAGUGCUCCGAAUCUAUGGUAUUGGAGUGGAUCUAUUUAUUGAUAGACAAAAAGAAUUACGCUUUUUACAAAUGUUGUCAUCCGUAAAUAUUGGACCACAAUUGUUGGGAAUUUUUAAAAAUGGUAGAUUUGAACAAUACCUAGAAUCUACGACACUAACAAAUUGCGAGUUGCGCACUCAAUCAUGUCGUAUUGCUCAACGAAUGUUUCAACUUCAUUAUAUUGUUCGUUUAUUUCCACCGCCACGAGAUACAAUUCCUGAAGUUUGGGCCAACAUUGAUAAAUGGUAUCCAUUCGCUUUAAAUACUAUAUUUUCGAAGGCAUACAUGUGUACUGAAAAGCAGAAAAGAGAAUUGAAAGAAUUUGAUUUUGAUUUGUUGAAACAUGAGAUUGAACAUCUUAAAGUCAUGCUUUUUAAACUUGACUCUCCAAUCGUCUUUGCACAUAAUGAUACGCAGUAUGGAAAUAUCCUUCGACUUUUGGACGGAACUGAUCAAUUAGUUGUGGUGGAUUUUGAAUAUUCCGGAUAUAAUUAUCGAGGUUUUGAUAUUGGCAAUCACUGGUGUGAAUGGAUGUUCGAUUAUCAUUCUUCAGAGCCACAUAAAGUUAAUUUGGAUUGGUAUCCAACGGAGGAAGAGCAAAUUAAAUUUUUACAAGCUUAUAUAUUAGCCGAACAAAAAUUAAUUUCUUCUGAAGAACGCUUAAUUUAUUCACCUUCUUUAUCUUCUAGUAAUAAUAGUGAUUAUUUGCAAAAGCUUAGAUUGGAAGCUAACGCUUUUGCGUUAGCGAGUCAUGUUAUGUGGGGUUUGUGGGGUUUGGUGCAAUCAGGUCAAAGUAAUAUUAACUUUGAUUACUUGAGUUAUGGCAUGUCACGCCUAAAGACUUUUAGGGAUUUGUCAUCUAAAAUUUAUGACAAAAUUAAUUUAUUAUAA
Funneliformis geosporum is the source of this 1212-nucleotide messenger RNA. Lineage: Eukaryota; Fungi; Glomeromycota; Glomeromycetes; Glomerales; Glomeraceae. The record is from the annotation of a GenBank genome assembly.